GCCUUGUAGGAGGAGUAGGCCGAGUCCAGCCGGCAACAGACAGGUCACAGAAUAGGCCCAUGGAAAACACUCAAACCUUCUCUCUGGCGGCUGGCGGCGGCUCUGCUUAAACCCCGCCGCCCGCGCGCCUUCUUCCCCAACUCCGGCGGCCGCGCCACCAUUCCUCGCAGCUCCGGUGUUCUCUGCUGUUGUCUGGGGCUCCCCCGCGCAGGAUAAGGGGACCCACCUCCGCCGCCCGCGCGCCUGCUCCCCCCCAACUCCGGCGCCCCCGCGCCUCCUUCCCAACUCCGGUGGUGCCGGCUGAGGAGCUUGAGCACGCCGGGAGGGGAGGGGUGGGGGGUUUACGGGGACGGCUGUGGCAUGGCGGCCGCCCGAGCUUGCCCUAUGGGAGUAUCGGUCGACCAGCGGCGCGCGGCCGUUGCCGUGCUCCGCGCCGCCGCCGCCGCCGGCGAGCUUUCGUUAGGGAAGGCGGUUCACGCGAGGGUUGUCAGGGCCGCGCGCUUCGACGUCGUCCAGUACAACAACCUCAUUGCCCUGUACGUCAAGUGCGGCCGCCUAGGCCUCGCCCGCCAGGUGUUCGACGCAAUGCCCUCCCGGAACCCCGUGUCUGGGAACCUGCUCAUGUCCGGGUACGCUUCUUCCGGGCGCCACAGGGACGCCCUCGCGCUCCUCAGGGUGGCUGACUUUGGUCUGAAUGAGUACGUGCUGUCGUCGGCUGUGGCCGCGACUGCCCAUGUCCGGAGCUAUGAUAUGGGGAGGCAGUGCCAUGGAUAUGCUAUCAAGGCUGGACUAGCAGAGCACCCUUACGUUUGUAGUGCGGUGCUGCAUAUGUAUUGCCAAUGUGCACACAUGGACGAAGCGGUGAAGGUAUUUGAUAAUGUUUCCAGUUUUAAUGUAUUCGCGUUCAACUCAAUGAUAAAUGGGUUUCUUGAUCGGGGCCAGAUGGAUGGUUCCACCAGUAUAGUAAGAAGCAUGGUGAGAAAUGUCGGGCAAUGGGAUCAUGUGUCAUAUGUCGCAGUUCUUGGGCAUUGUGCUAGCACGAAAGAGGUGGUGCUUGGGAGUCAGGUGCAUACCCAAGCGUUGAAGAGGAGGCUUGAGCUGAAUGUGUAUGUGGGGAGUGCACUCGUUGAUAUGUAUGGGAAAUGUGACUUUCCCCAUGAAGCUAAUCGCGUGUUUGAGGUUUUGCCAGAAAAGAAUAUUGUUUCCUGGACAGCCAUUAUGACUGCUUAUACACAAAAUGAGCUGUUUGAAGAUGCAUUGCAGUUGUUCUUGGAUAUGGAAAUGGAAGGAGUUCGGCCUAAUGAGUUCACUUAUGCUGUUGCUCUCAACAGUUGCGCUGGUCUUGCCACCUUGAAAAAUGGUAAUGCCCUUGGUGCAUGUACUAUGAAAACUGGGCAUUGGGGCCUUUUGCCUGUCUGUAAUGCCCUCAUGAACAUGUACUCAAAGAGUGGCAGUGUUGAGGAUGCACGGAGAGUCUUCCUUUCUAUGCCAUGUCGUGAUGUGGUUUCUUGGAAUUCAAUCAUCAUUGGCUACGCUCAUCAUGGCCGUGCAAGAGAAGCCAUGGAAGCAUUUCAUGAUAUGUUGUUUGCAGAAGAAGUCCCAUCUUAUGUAACUUUCAUUGGGGUGCUGUCAGCCUGUGCUCAGUUGGGUCUUGUAGAUGAAGGGUUCUACUACCUGAAUAUUAUGAUGAAGGAAGUGGGAGUAAAACCUGGUAAGGAACAUUACACUUGCAUGGUCGGUUUGCUGUGCAGAGUUGGACGGCUUGACGAGGCAGAACGAUUCAUAGAAAGUAACUGCAUUGGUACCGAUGUUGUUGCAUGGAGAUCACUUCUAAGUUCUUGCCAAGUAUAUAGAAAUUAUGGUCUUGGUCAUCGAGUAGCUGAACAGAUUUUUCAGUUAAAGCCCAAAGAUGUUGGAACCUAUGUUUUGCUUUCUAAUAUGUAUGCGAAAGCAAACCGGUGGGAUGGUGUCGUGAAGGUUCGGAGGCUGAUGAGAGAGUUGGGCGUUAGGAAGGAGCCUGGUGUUAGUUGGAUUCAAGUGGGUAGUGAGGUCCAUGUUUUCACAUCUGAGGACAAAAAACACCCAUAUAUGGAGCAGAUCACCAAAAAACUCCAAGAGCUGAUAGACAAGAUAAAAGUGAUUGGAUAUGUUCCAAACAUUGCAGUGGCCCUACAUGAUGUUGAGGAUGAACAAAAGGAAGAACAUCUUAUGUAUCACAGUGAGAAAUUAGCUCUUGCAUUUGGCCUUAUUCGCACCCCCAAGGGAGAAGCUAUUCGUAUAAUGAAAAACGUCAGGAUAUGUGAUGAUUGCCAUGUUGCCAUCAAACUCAUUUCACUUGCCACAGGCAGAAGAAUAGUUGUAAGGGACACUGUUCGGUUUCAUUGUAUAGAAGAUGGAGUCUGCUCAUGUGAUGACUAUUGGUGAUUCAAUCUAUAUAAUAUGUCAAUAUAAAAGUGGCAAAGCUUUUGCCCUUUCUUAAAAAAAAACUAUAUAAUAUGUGGUUCUCAAAGGUCGAUUGCAUAAAGCCUCGUGAAUCAGCUGAAUGGAGCUGAUUGGCCAUAUAUGUGAUUCAAGAGCAUUUUUGCUGAGUAUAAAUGUUGAGGUGGGACCAGAGAGUCAUUAAAGUCGCAGCUCCAGAGGACAAGUGAAGUUAGGACAUGGACAUGGAAAUGCAAUCAUUUUUUUGAAGAACAAAGUUAAAAGAUGUAAAUAUGUGAAUUAUUUUAACGACUAACAAGGGAGGAUAUGCUAUUGCUUUCCCAUUUGCGGAUUUGUUGACUAAGUAGCAGAGCAACCAAUGUCUUUGUUAACUAUUUUGAUCAAGUGAUGGAGGAGAACUGCUGUAUAUAGAAUUUUUCCUUACAUGCGACUCCUGACUGAAGUUACCCUCAAUAUUCAAGAAGUAGAUCACAAGGAGGCAUAUUCUAAUGUGACUGAGUAAUUUAUCUUCAAAGUCAAUUGCAUGAUUGGUUUUUGUCUUAUUUUUGUAUGUACAUGUAGUGUCCAGUUCUACUUAGUAAUGUUUGUUUGUUCAUCUAGUUCUUCAGAAGAAACUACAUUUUUCUGUGGAAACUUCCCAGCUAGCUUCUUGUCCGCGUCGCCUCUAGGCCAGAGUAUUGUCAUCUUGAGCUGUAUGCAUUGCUUAGCCGCACUAACACUUCAUACUUUUAGAAAGCUUUCUAACAUUAUCUAUUUAGGUUCAAGAUUGAGAUACCAGCAACCAAGUUAAGAAAUUUGUUGAAGAGAGCUGCCAGUCUGCCGCAAUGGAGGGCCUCUGGUGAAGCUUGGUGAUGGUGUUCAAUUUAGUUUGUCAUGGUGAGGUUCGAUUAUUGAUGUCCAGUGAAUAAGUAGCAGCCCGAAGCCCCUAAGGAAGCAGCUUUCCUCUUGCAGCGGCAGGAGCAAUCUUGGAGGCGUUUGACUAGCAGGGAGGGAAACAGAUGGCCGGAGGAGAUCGAGAGGAUUGGGUCCGGAUGCGGGAUGCUGCUGGCACAAUCAACUAACCCACCGUUUUUCAGAAUUUUGAAACUGUUGAUUUGAUGACAGAAGCUGAAUUCGAGGGGUCUUUUUAUGACUUUUGAUUAUAUAUGAGUGCUCCGUUACCUCGUCUGACUGAAUUGCCGAUAUUCAGAAGUUUCAAUUCUGUCACCACAACAAUCUGGGUUCUUGCUUUGUAAAACAACAGAUUCAUUUCCAUCAUUGUAAACUCAGAAGAUGAGCUAUUAGCUAGUACUUGAUAUGUUGGAUAGUUCCAUUCCAGUCUUUUUCCUGCAUCAGUUACAGCAAGAUUCAGGCAGAUGGAGUAGUUAUGUAAAUAUCACUGUACCGGCCCUGUAUAUUUGGUUCAAAGAAAGAUCAGGAGCCCCGUAUUUCUUGCCAA
Molecule: messenger RNA, 3877 nt
Organism: Oryza sativa Japonica Group (Japanese rice)
Lineage: Eukaryota; Viridiplantae; Streptophyta; Magnoliopsida; Poales; Poaceae
Source: RefSeq, a predicted model, not a curated record